This is a messenger RNA of Daphnia magna, 731 nucleotides long. It is a transcript of the gene CSN8, whose product is annotated as COP9 signalosome complex subunit 8. Gene Ontology annotation, biological process: COP9 signalosome assembly; protein deneddylation. The transcript has 5 exons. The record is from RefSeq and is a predicted model, not a curated record. Lineage: Eukaryota; Metazoa; Arthropoda; Branchiopoda; Diplostraca; Daphniidae. Bases 16 to 675 code for a protein of 219 amino acids. Gene Ontology annotation, cellular component: COP9 signalosome.
CUUCAAUUUUCAAGGAUGAAUGGACCCAAAAGCUUUAAAAAUCGCCGACUUACUUUAACUGAAAGAAAUCUCUGUGUGUGGCUAAGAGGUAUGUCGUCUAAAAUAGUUUUAUUUGAAAGUACAGCACAAGAACUAGAAAAGCAGGAACUCGAGGGUGCCAAUGGCUUGGCAUUAGGAGAUUUGCAUUGCCAGUUACUUAGCAUAUACUUGUGCAAUUUUGACUUAUGCCAUGCCAAAUUUCUCUGGAAACGAAUCUCAAAUGAAGAGAAAACCUCAUUUCCAUUGCUUGGGCAAAUUUGGGAAGUUGGUAAAAAAUUAUGGAUGAAAGAGCACAAUGCAGUGUUUAACCUUCUUAGAAAUACGAAAUGGCCUCCUUCUGUUGAACCGUACAUGACGUCUCUUGAAGAAAAUCUUCGACAAAAGUCACUGCAGCUCAUAGGAAAAGCAUAUCUUUCCAUAACUUCAACUACAUUUGCAGACUUGGUUGGUUAUGUAGACCAUCCAGAAAAUGCAGAAAAACUACUUGCUAAGUUACAAGCAGAACAAGGAUGGACGUGCGAUCCGGCCUCCCAGUUAAUUAUACCUAAACGACCGACACCUGCAAAUAUCCCAUUGAUGCGAAAUGAAGAGCAAUUGCAGAGUCUUACUCAAUUCGUCUCCUUCUUGGAAAAUUGAAUAGCAUAACAUUUUUGUUUAUACCCAAGGAAAUAAACUUGAUUAAUAAGAUAAAA